CGACACCGAGCGGCACGGGUCCAACACAAGCGCCAUCCGGAUCCGCUUCGAGGUCGUCUGCUCCGCAGAGCAGAGCAGAGCAGGGGGAGCUCGAGCAUUGGAAAGCGCUCGACGAAGAAGAAGGGAAAGCGAGCGGGAAAACAAGAGGAAGAGAAAACAGAAAGCGAGAACAGGCCGUCAAGUUCCUCUUCGCGUUUGAACUGAAAAGGGAGAGCGCUCCUCCAUGGCUGCUGCGGAGAAUCACCCUUCCCACGCUUCUGAUCGCCGCGCGGAGCACGCCAAGACCCUCGUCGGCGCGCUCAACCUCAUAACCCGCAACCUCCCUCUCCCUCUCGACGUCUUCCGAGCCGUCGCCUCUAUUUACCAGGGCGAUACACCUCCGGACGUGGAGGAGACGACGGAAGGCGGCGAUGCGUCUUCACCCGCCGAAUUGGACACGACACAUGAGGUGUCAACCAGUGGAAGUUUGAUCUCAGAGUUUGAAGAUGCCUUGUUGAAGCAGAAAAUGAAACACAUGCAUUGCUUAGAACUGGAAGAAUCAAAAGAAAAUCAUUUUAACAGUCUUAUUCAGCAUCGUCUUAAAGAGCUUGAAGUGUUACCAUCAAAUAAGGGUGAAGACUUGCAAAUGAAGUGUUUGCUGGAGCUUUAUGGCUUGAAGCUUGUAGAAUUGCAGAGGAAGGUACGCUCUGAUGUGAGUGCAGAAUACUGGUUGCGUAGAAUAUGUGCACAGCCUGAUAAGAUAUUGUUUGACUGGGGUAUGAUGAGAUUCCAGUAUCCAUUUAGCAUGUAUGGGAUUGGAGAUGCUGCUGCAGUGGAGGCUGAUAGUCGUCGUCGAAAGAAAAGAUAUGCAGAGGUUGUUUACUGGCAUGACUUAACCUUUGUCUGUUUUUUGCUAAAAAGUUUUUUUUUUUUACAUUUGUCUCAUUGGAAGAAUUUCCUGCAGAGGUUGUCAAGAUUAGAAGAGGAUGAAAAGAACCAGGCAGAUGACAGAAAGAGGAAAUUUUUUGCUGAGAUUCUUAACGCCGCCCGUGAAUUUCAGUUACAGACACAAGCUGUUCUGAAAAGACGAAAACAGAGGAAUGAUGGAGUUCAGGCAUGGCAUGCAAGGCAAAGACAGCGUGCUACUCGUGCUGAGAAGUCAAGGUUCCAAGCAUUAAAAGCUGAUGACCAAGAAGCUUAUAUGCGUUUGGUAGAAGAAAGCAAGAAUGAGCGCUUGACAAUGCUUCUUGGUAAAACAAAUGAACUUCUUGUUCGUCUUGGAGCGGCUGUACAACGUCAGAAGGAUGCAGAACAUGCUGAUGGACUUGAAGACUCUAGUACUCGUAAUCUUCCAGAGAUCUCUCUAUCUAAGACUGAAGGCCCUGGUGAAUUCUCUAUAGACAAUGGUGAUGAUGAGAAAGACAAUGGUGAUGAUGAGAAUACCAAAGUUUCUGAUUUGCUUGAAGGUCAACGCCAGUACAACUCUGCUGUGCAUUCAAUAGAGGAAAAGGUUACAGAGCAACCAUCAAACCUUCAAGGUGGGGAACUAAGACCUUACCAAUUAGAAGGACUUCAAUGGAUGCUUUCUUUAUUUAACAACAAUCUAAAUGGUAUUCUGGCUGACGAGAUGGGUUUAGGAAAGACUAUACAAACUAUAGCACUAAUUGCAUAUUUAAUGGAAAAUAAAAGUGUCACUGGACCCCACUUGAUUGUUGCUCCAAAGGCUGUGCUGCCAAAUUGGAUUAGUGAAUUUUCAACAUGGGCACCAAGUAUUGUGGCAGUUCUAUAUGAUGGCCGCCUAAUUGAAAGGAAGGCCAUGAGGGAAGAGUACUCUGGACAAGGCAAAUUCAAUGUGAUGAUCACACACUAUGAUCUCAUAAUGAGAGACAAAGCUUUUCUGAAGAAAAUACAUUGGCAUUACAUGAUUGUUGAUGAAGGGCAUCGCCUAAAAAAUCAUGAGAGUGUUCUUGCUAAGACAAUUGUCUCAGGUUAUCGUAUACGUCGCAGACUGCUUUUGACUGGUACUCCAAUACAGAAUAGUUUGCAGGAGUUGUGGGCUUUACUUAAUUUUCUUCUGCCUACUAUAUUCAACUCAGUACAGAACUUUGAGGAAUGGUUCAAUGCACCCUUUGCUGACAAAAAUGAAGUAUCUCUUACAGAUGAAGAAGAGCUCUUGGUUAUUCGUCGGUUACAUCAAGUUUUAAGACCUUUCCUUCUCAGAAGGAAGAAAGACGAAGUGGAAAAAUAUCUUCCUGGGAAAACACAAGUGAUUCUAAAAUGUGAUCUAUCAGCUUGGCAGAAAGCUUAUUAUCAACAGAUCACUGACAUUGGAAGGGUUGGACUAGAAUCUGGCAUCAAAUCGAAGAGUCUCCAGAAUUUGUCGAUGCAACUGAGGAAGUGCUGUAAUCAUCCUUACCUAUUUGUCGGAGAUUAUAACAUGUGGCAAAAGGAGCAAAUUGUUAGAGCAUCAGGAAAAUUUGAGUUGCUUGAUCGCUUACUUCCAAAGUUACAGAAAUCUGGUCACAGAGUUCUCCUUUUCUCUCAGAUGACCCGUCUGAUUGAUAUAUUAGAGAUCUAUUUGCAGUUAUAUGGUUUUAAAUACCUCAGGCUUGAUGGUUCAACUAAGACGGAAGAAAGAGGAGUUUUACUCAAAGAGUUCAAUGCACCAAACUCCCCGUACUUCAUGUUUCUUUUGAGCACUCGAGCUGGUGGUCUCGGAUUGAACUUGCAGUCUGCAGAUACUGUUAUAAUUUUUGACAGCGAUUGGAACCCCCAAAUGGACCAACAAGCAGAAGACCGUGCACAUCGAAUUGGGCAAAAGAAGGAAGUCCGUGUAUUUGUUUUGGUUAGUGUUGGAUCCAUUGAGGAGGAAAUCUUGGAACGAGCUAAGCUGAAGAUGGGUAUUGACGCAAAGGUUAUCCAGGCAGGGUUGUUUAAUACCACAUCUACUGCACAGGACAGGCGUGAGAUGCUACAGGAGAUCAUGCGGCGAGGCACAAACUCCCUGGGAACUGAUGUGCCAAGUGAGAGAGAGAUCAACCGCCUUGCAGCAAGAACAGAAGAGGAGUUCUGGUUGUUUGAAAAGAUGGAUGAAGAGAGACGACAGAAAGAAAGAUACAAGUCAAGGCUUAUGGAGGAAAAGGAAGUGCCUGACUGGGCUUUUUCCAAGACAAAUCAAGAAAGAAACAAGGGGAGUAUUGGACAUAGCAAGGAUGCUCUGAGCAAUGAGCUCAGCGGGAAGAGGCGCCGAAAGGAGGUGAUUUAUACUGAUUCAUUGAGUGAUAUCCAGUGGAUGAAAGCAGUGGAGGCUGGAGAGGAUUUGUCGAAAAUAGCCUCUGCAGGAAAAAGGAAACGACAGCCCCUUGAUGCAUAUGAAUACAGGGAACCCCUCUCUGAUGCUUAUGAAUCUCUUUCUGAUGAAGCGGCGGGGCAACAAAAUGUGCCUAGGAUGAAGACUAUUCAAGAUGAUACCUUGGCCGUCGAGGAUGCCAGCGGUGACUUUUUAAGCAGAACUCCAACCAAAUACAAAUCUGGAAUCUUAUUGAACAAAAGGGACGAUGGAGACAGCGAUGCUGACAAUUGGCAAGAAAACAUUGUCACAUGGAGGACCCACAAAAGAAAACGCUCAGGCAAUGGUCUAUCCAGUUGAACAUCUGAUGUGAAUGGAUCAUAACCAUGUCGUGUCUUGAUCUUGAUCAGUCGAGAAAACGACAAACGUGACAAACUUGAUGUAGGUUAAUCUCCAACAACAUAGUUGGUUUCACCUAAGCUAGCACUAUUCAGAAGCUACUUUACUUUUAAAACUUUAUUAAUGUAGGUUAAUCUCCAACCUCUGUAUAUAAAUGAACUUUUCAUGUAGGUUAGAUUAUUAUUUCUUCGUUUAAGUAUGACUAUAUGUAUUUUGUGCAAAUAUUCGAACGGAUUUGGCACCAUUA
Molecule: messenger RNA, 3914 nt
Organism: Zingiber officinale
Lineage: Eukaryota; Viridiplantae; Streptophyta; Magnoliopsida; Zingiberales; Zingiberaceae
Product: probable ATP-dependent DNA helicase CHR12
Exons: 11
Coding region: 224-3628 (1134 amino acids)
Biological process (GO): positive regulation of transcription by RNA polymerase II
Cellular component (GO): nucleus
Molecular function (GO): ATP-dependent chromatin remodeler activity; DNA binding; ATP binding
Source: RefSeq, a predicted model, not a curated record